AUGCACAGCAUAUCCCUAUUGGACGAGCUGGCAGAGCAUAUUGAUGAAGAACUCUGCUACGGUGCUCUGCUUCAUGGAUUCUGGGGCCAAAUUGCUGCCUACCGCGAGGCCGUCAGGUUUUACGCUGACAACGGCACAAACAAGAGAAACGCUACGCAUUACUUGUGGCUAAAGUCUCAGCACCAAGAACUCUACAGAGAUUUGAGUGACUUCUCAACCAUCAUCUAUACUUCCCAGAAGUCCAAUCCCAACCUCGCCGUCAUCCUUGAGCUGUUCAUGAUGAUCCUGCACGUCUGGCCCGACGAGCUUCAACGCUUCGCCGGCAAGGGCGGCGAAGAGGAAGCAGGGCGAGCAGCUGCCUCGCUGGAGGAGCACUGGGCUCGCAGUCCCGAGGCCCGAUAUGCGGUCUGGCACGCCGGUCAGGUUUUCCGCAAUGCGAGGCAGAUGCCGCCGACUUCUCUCAGGGGGUUUAAUGCCAUUGCUGUCUAUUUCGCGAGCUUGACGCUGUGGAUCUAUGGGCUGCUCUCGUGCUCGCAGCCCGAUCGCAAGCAGGAGAUCACCGCAGGAGGCCGUGGCUCGGAGCUCGUCCUUGUAGAUGGCGAGGAGAAUCGUGAUACCAAGGCGUUUGUCCAGCUGGACAGAGGCGUUCCGGGGCUCAUGCUCAGCGGCGAGGCAGAUGCCGGGGUCGAGGCAUUGUCGAACCCCAGUGCGACGCUCUCGAUUGCGAGGAAUGUGUUUAGGGAGAACUUUCCUAUCCGGAGCGAGCCGUUGCCGCCGCUGGUUGAGAGUCUGGGGAAUCUUCUCCGUGAUCUGGGAAGCGGUGCUGGUGGACGGCCCUCGCGGGUGGCUUCGCGGGCUGUUAGUGAGAGUCCGUUGUAG
Molecule: messenger RNA, 879 nt
Organism: Phaeoacremonium minimum UCRPA7
Lineage: Eukaryota; Fungi; Ascomycota; Sordariomycetes; Togniniales; Togniniaceae
Product: putative c6 transcription factor protein
Exons: 1
Coding region: 1-879 (292 amino acids)
Source: RefSeq, a predicted model, not a curated record